This is a messenger RNA of Exophiala bonariae, 2004 nucleotides long. RefSeq lists its product as uncharacterized. The record is from RefSeq and is a predicted model, not a curated record. Lineage: Eukaryota; Fungi; Ascomycota; Eurotiomycetes; Chaetothyriales; Herpotrichiellaceae. The transcript has 3 exons. Gene Ontology annotation, molecular function: alkaline phosphatase activity. Gene Ontology annotation, biological process: dephosphorylation. Bases 1 to 2004 code for a protein of 667 amino acids.
AUGAAGGCUCAAUUUGGUCUCAAGGCUGCUUUGGCACUCAGCGCCAUUUGCAGUCACUGUGCUGCCCAGACAUUCCGCCGUCUUGAUUCUUGUCCCACUCUAGGCUGCAUCCUACCGCCGGACCAAGCAGACUUUCUCCCUGGCCAGUUUUUUGACAUUCGGGUUGAGGUUCAUGCGCCACAAAAUGGCAGUGAACGCGUUCCGUAUGCCAACCCAGAUACCAACUUCACCCUGACCAUCGAGAAGGAAGGUGGUUCGGCAAGCCCUGCUGCGGCUUUCUUCAAACAAUCCGAGCCCAAACUUGAACAGUGGAACUUCACCUGGUAUGAGGAUCUAUUCGCGGAAACCGCAAAGACCCCAUCAUUCGUCAAAGUUGCUGCCAAGGCCUAUAGAAAAGUGGCUCUCUACGAACCAGGUCAAUAUACUGCUACUUUGACGUAUCAGAAUGGCUCGACGACUUACGCCAACUGGACUGUGCGGGACAUUGCUCCUCUAAAGAGAGCCAAGAACGUCGUUAUGUUCAUUGGAGACGGAAUGACAACCAACAUGAUUACAGCUGCUCGUCUACUUGGUCAUAAGACCAUCAACGGCAAAUAUCAAUCCAACUUGGCUCUAGACAAGUUCCCAGUGUUGGGCCACCAAAUGACACACUCUUUGGACACUUUCAUCACUGACAGCGCCAACUCGGCAACGGCACUGUACACCGGUCACAAAUCGACGGUGAAUGCUCUGGGAGUCUACGUUGACAGCUCAAAGAACGUAUUUGACGACCCCAAGGUCGAGACCAUUGCUGAGAUCUUCCACCGUAUUCGCGGAGGCGGCGUCGGUAUCGUUUCGACUGCAUUCAUCGCAGAUGCCACGCCGGCAGCUUUGACCGCCCAUACCCGUGAUCGAGGCCAAUAUGGCGCGGUUGUCGACUCCUUCCUUAACGGAAUUACCAAUUUCACAUGGACCAACUGGACCGGCCCUGAUGUUUUGUUCGGUGGUGGUGCGGAACAGUUCUACCCUAACAGCAAGUCUUUCCAAGGCAAGGAUUACUAUGCUGAGUUUGCCAAGAAGAACUACUCCGUUGUUCUGAACAACACUGCUUUGAAAGCAGCUUCCAACUCGUCCAAGACUCUGGGUAUUUUCUCAGUUUCCAAUAUGGCCAAGUGGCUUGACCGCAACGUCUAUCCAAAGAACCUCGACAAGCCCAAGACCGCUCCUGAUGGUACUAAUGCCAGCUCCACCGACCAGCCUGGUCUCAAGGAGAUGACACUCAAAGCCCUUGAGAUCCUCCACACUCGUCACGCUGAUGACGGGUUCUUCUUGAUGUCCGAGGCUGCCAGCAUUGACAAAAUGAUGCACGUUUUGGACUACGACCGCGCUCUUGGCGAGCUCCUCGAGCUCGACGACACAGUCAAGGCUACCCUCAGCUAUCUCGAAUCAAUCGGUGAACUGAACGAUACCCUUGUGCUCGUGACUGCUGAUCACGGUCACGGAUUCGACGUUAUGGGUAGCGUGGACACCAAAUUCCUCAACGCUCAAAAGGGCGACCGUGAAAAGCGUGGUGCCAUCGGCACAUAUGAGAAGUCUGGUCUCAGCCAGUACCUGGUCGCUAACAGCUCCGCCCCAGUUGGCAGCGAUCAGAACCUCAUCUAUGCUCCUGGUGUCCACUUCCCCGCCAAUUGGGAUCCCCGCUACACGUUGUUCCAGGGCCUCGGUGCCAACCCCGACCACCGGGAGAACUACCAGGUCCACAAGUCCGGACCCAGAAUCCCUGCGUUGAACGUCACCGGCUUCGACAGCGACGACUUCUAUGUCAACUACAUUGAUGCCGUCACUGGUUUCUUGAUCAACGGAACGCUCCCUGUGGACGCCGACCAAGGUGUACACUCGCUGACUGACGUUCCGGUCUUUACCCGUGGCCCGUGCCAGGAGAAGUUCGGCGGUGUUUACGGUAACAUCGAUAUCUUCUACGGUCUCGCCGACUGUCUUGGUUUGAGUCAGACCAAGGCACCGUAG